CAGAAACACCGGUUCCCACAGCAGCCAUGGCAAGUGCUGUGCAUUCAGAGGGUGAGCAAGUGGUACCUGAUGAAGAAGGGCCUGAUGUGAAAGCAGUGCAAGCCCACUACCUCCGGAGUCCCUCUCCUGGCCGAUAUUCAGUGAUAUCAGACACAGACACUGAGAGCAUCUUCAUGGAGCCCAUACACCUGUCAUCUGCUGUUGCUGCUAAACAGAUCAUCAAGGAAGAGCUGAAGACAGAGGAGGGGAAAACAGACUCUGUGUGUCCAGGGAUGCUGGAAUCUGCAGAGCAGCUAUUUGUGGAAGACCUGUACAACCGGGUUAAGGAAAAGAUAGAUGACACUAGCUUGUUUAAUACACCCUGUGUCAUGGACUUGCAGAGGGCACUUGUGAAAGACCGGCUUGAGUCCCCAAGGAAUGCCAUUGAUGAGGUCUGGCCGAAUAUCUUCAUAGCAGAAAAGAGUGUUGCAGUGAAUAAAGGCCGAUUAAAGAGACUAGGAAUCACUCACAUCCUUAAUGCUGCUCAUGGUACUGGUGUGUAUACAGGACCAGACUUCUACAAUGGUAUGGAGAUCCAGUACUUGGGCAUUGAAGUGGAUGACUUCCCAGACGUGGACAUCUCUAAAUAUUUUCGCCAGGCUGCAGAGUUCCUUGAUGAAGCGCUUCUAACUUACAGAGGAAAGGUUUUGGUCAGCAGUGAAAUGGGAAUCAGUCGCCCAGCAGUGCUAAUAGCUGCUUAUCUGAUGAUCUUCCAUCACAUGACAAUAUUGGAAGCCUUGAUGACUAUACGUAAAAAGCGGGCCAUUUAUCCCAAUGAUGGCUUCCUAAAACAGCUCAGGGAGCUCAAUGAAAAGCUUCUGGAAGAACGAGAAGAGGAAGAUGCAGAAUACUCUGAUGAUGACACAACUGGUAGCCAAAGUUCUGUUAUUAGAGUUGGAAGCUGUUCCUUGCUUUCUGGGAGAGACGAUUCUGAGAGUAUUAUGGGAGCCAAAGUCCACUCUAUAAUGGUAGAGGAAGAAGACACGACAAGCCUCCUUGGAAGUGUAAUGAGUGGUUCCUCAAUGGGAAAAUCAAGCUUGGUUUCCAAACAGCCUACUCUUAUCAGUGAAGAGGAGGAGGACCAGCUCUAUGAAGAAUGGAAGAAGAAGCAAGGUUUCCCUGCAAGGGAGGUUUCAAACAAGGAUGGAGAAAGUAAACCUUCAGGUGCUCAGGCAGAAACUGAGGAGGACAUGGAUCAGAUGAUCCAAGAAUGGCAACGAAAAAAUGAGAGGUACCAGAGGGAAAGCGACUUGUUUCCCAGGGAAGAGAAUGAAGACUCUAGCAUGAGAGAAAGACCAUACCCUGGAAAUGAUAUAAGCGAUAAUGAAAGUGUGAGUAGCCAAGAGAUCAGGAUCUUGAAACAACAGCUGGAAGCAAGUGGCAUCAACAGAAUGAGGAGAGGGCGCACAGACUCCAUGUCCACAGAGAGCACCUGGGAUAUGUGGAAUGAGAGGAUGAUGGAGAUAGAAAGAGAAGCUGCUCAGAGAUAUAGUUCAAGACCGAGAUCUGGUGAUGAGACUCUAAGUCUUGAAAAUGGAACAAAGGUGAGAGAUCUAGAUGAAGAAAGUGUAUUGUCUGAUGCUAGCUCUUUUUAUAACUUCUGUCAAAAGAAUAAAGACAAACUGACCCCUCUGGAAAGAUGGAAGGUCAAGCGAAUCCAAUUUGGCUUUCACAAAAGAGAUUUGGAGGCUUCCAAGCAACCCAAAGUGGAAGAUAGCAGUGAAGAAAAUAAGGAAGCUAUGGAAGAAGAAAAGAACUCAUCAGAUAUUAACCUGACAGCUUACCAAGUCUGGAAGGCUAAGCACCAGAAGAAGAUUGGCAAUGAAAAUAAGGAUGAGAUUGUGGAGCUUGCUAAAGCUGAAGAUUCUGCUUCUGCCAGGAGAAAGCAGAGAAGAAUGGAGUUACUAGAACGCUCAAAGAAAAUUCUGGAAGAAAGCCAGUCUCUCUGCAGCUGGGAGGCAGAGAGCGCGAUGAGUGGAAGCAUCCCUUUGUCAGCCUUUUGGCCCCCAACAGCUUCUGUAAAUGGGGCAGAGGAUGCUGCCUCUGCACUGAGUAUGCAGACCAAUCACUCAUCCUUCUCUCAGACUAGGAGCAGUAGUGGGGCUGCACCAGCCCAUGCAGUAGCAGCUAAUAUGCCCAACCUCCCUCUUGGCCCAGAGGGCACUAUAUCGGUUGCUAGUAUUCAAAACUGGAUUGCCAAUGUUGUUAGUGAAACAAUUGCUCAGAAACAAAAUGAAAUCCUGAUGUUGUCUCGGCCAUCUUCAGUACUGAGUUGUAAUCUUAAGUCAAGUGAUCUGGGCCGACACAUGGAUGAUGACAAGACAUCUUUGCUUAGUGCACAGAGUGACUUGUCUCCAGCUAGUUCACUGCGUCACCGGCAGGAGACCCAGUAUACCGAUACUCAGUCCUUCCUGUCAUGUAACACCUCAACGAGUGGAAAGACAGGAGGAUCCUACUCAAGCAGGAAAGUGAUGCAGACAAGCAAGCCUUUUUACAGCCUUUUUGCUGAUGAAGUUGACCUAAAAAAGCUUAACAGAAAGGAAAAAGAGAUACAAAUGGAGGUGAGAGAGAAAAUGUCAGAUUACAAGACUGAGAAGCUUAUCAAUGACAAUAAACGUAGCACUUUAUUUAAGAAGAAAAAGAUAAAAGGGGACAACGAAGAUGAAAAUGAUAUAGAAAAUGCAAUGAAUGGUCUUAAGUACCCUUUGCAAGCAGAUCUCAACAGGAAUGAGACAGCUUCUGUUCUCUCAGGUCAGUUUUCCAGUGGUGGUGGUGAUGCUAUAAGAUCAGAGGUGGAGAACAAUGUAAACAAAUGGCUCAGAGGUCUAAAAACAGAAGAAAAGCCUUUUUACCAGGACUGCGCUGGUAGCAGUGACGAGAAAUACAGGAGAUCAUCCACAUUCAGAGAGGUAGACACUGAAACUUCUAGCUAUAGAAUUUCCAGAUCUCAAAAAGAAGAAAUGGAUAGUUCUUCAACUUACCAGUGUAAAGAUGACUUACAGAGAACUGCUUCACAAUUUUCCUCUACUUCUACAAAAGCAGGCAAGGAGGCACGUACAUUUACACGAUCAAGAUACUUCUCGAGUUCUCGAGAAGAAAGUCCAGAACCGCAGUUUUGCAGAACUCCAGAACCUUCCUCUAGCUCAGAAAGCUCUGAACCAUCAACUCGAAGUCGUAUCAGAUCACGCCACUUGGAAGAGCAUGAGGAGGAGUCCAGUUCAGACGUGGCUGAGUUCGGAGCCAAGAGAAAGUUCACCCAGAGCUUUGUAAAGUCUGAAGAGAAUGCAGAAAAAGAAGAAAAGAUAGAAGAAAAAAAAGAAGCUUUUGCAUCAAGGCAUUCAUUCAGACACAGGCAAAGUGUUCGUAAGGAAGAAGAAGAAAUGGAUGAUGAGGCCAUCAUUGCUGCUUGGAGAAAUCGGCAAGAAGAAACCAAAGCCAAGCUUCGGCGACGGAGAGAAGACAGUGAUGGACAGUGAGGCUGUGCCAGCUCCAUGCUGCUGCCUGUUUGAUGGAAAGCCUUUCAACCCUCUUCAGGAAAUCAAGACUCAGUGUUCUUAUUGUGAUCACCUUCCGUCACACUCUCUAUUUUCCACCCCACCACCAUUUAGUCCUACAGAUGUUCCCUUAUCAUUAAUUUCUAAAAUGAGAGAGGAAAGAGUAAUCAUAGCCUUUCAGAAAGAAAAAAGCAGGAUUGUUGAUGAUAUCCAACUCUUGAUGUACAGAAAUGUGUCAAGUGCUAUUUUAGAAAAACUGCUAACAAAAUUAUACAAAUUGACAAGAAAAGUCAAAGAAGACAUCAGAAGUCCAAAUAAUUUGCCUCAGAGAUGCAGCUUAUCCUGCUUUCUAAAAACCUGGAAGAGUCACUCUCUGUAUUCCUUUAGUUCCAUCAUUAGCUUGGAAAAAAUAAAUAGCCUUUACAAAAAAAAAUUGAACAUGUAGCUGUUUUAUAGUAUAUAUACCCUGCUCCCGUGUGCAAAGCACAAUACAACUUUCAAUAUUCCUUUCCUUCUAACUCUCAAACCACAGAGCUUUUUCCUUCUCUUGUGUAUAUCAGUACAGAGGAAACUACAGAGAGAAUAAAUGUAAUGUGUGUUCCCAUGACAACUUGUAACAGAGAAAAAUAUCAAUCAUCAGUCACAUGGGGAGACUUUGUUGAAGGAUUUUAAUUUUGUUUGCUAUAAAGGAAAUGAUACUAGAGAUGCAAUUUACCUUUGAAACAGAACUGUAGGUCUAGCCCUAUCAAGCAUAUGCUGCAGCUCUGGGUAUCCCUUUUAAAUGUAAAUUCAUCUAGGCUAUGUUGUGUUGUGUAGGGGAUACAAUCACUUGUACUGAAAUAUUCUGAGGUAAAAGAUAUUCAGCCCAUCUGCUUCUUUGCUGUGCAUAAACUGCAGAAGAGUUUUCUGAAAGUCAACUGGUCAGUGUAAAUCAGAUGACAAAGGCAGCUGCCUAUAAGAGCUUCAGGGUCAAGCCUGUAUGGCUGAUCUGACCAACAAGCAUCCUGGAUUGGUCGAACAGACCAUUUCAUUUCAGAUUGCCUGUGGAGAAUCUCAUUCUGUUAAAACUGCAAGUACUUUGCAAUCAGAAAACUAGCACAACAAAAAGUGCUCUAGGCCACAACCUUUUCUUCUGAUGUGUGCAGCUUUUUAAAAAUUCUAAAUUUGCUGGGAGCUUGACGGAUAAAGAGAAAUAAAAAAGAAUGUCCCCGCCCCAACACCUGCAACCUAAAGUGGUUGCCGUGAAGGACUGGCUGCAAGUUCAAGGAGCUCUUUGACAAAGUGGGUCCCUUCUACCUUGCUGACUCCCUGGCCCUGGGCUUAGCUAGCAGCAGGAGGUGAAUAUAGAGCUUCAUUUUCAAUUUCCCAUGAUGCCCCAGUGUAGCAUUGGGCAUUGUGGAAAAUGUUAAAUGCCAUUUGUCAACCAAGUCACAUAGUACAGGGAGCACAGGGAAGGUGUCUGCACCUGUGGGCCCUACCUGGACACUGGAUCCACAGCAGCUGCCCAAAGGUGCUGGGUGCUGCUUCUAGGUUUUGUGCAGGCUACUCUACCAUUUCAGUAUCCUGUCAUUUCAUUCUUCUGCAAGCAUAUUAGAUUAGAGUCUCAUUCCCAAAUCAUUUUUUCUUUCCAAAAAUGCAAAUAACAUUCCUUUUUUUCUGCUUCCCUG
This is a messenger RNA of Varanus komodoensis (Komodo dragon), 5200 nucleotides long. It is a transcript of the gene STYXL2, whose product is annotated as serine/threonine/tyrosine interacting like 2. Gene Ontology annotation, cellular component: cytoplasm. NCBI's taxonomy places the organism in Eukaryota, Metazoa, Chordata, Lepidosauria, Squamata, Varanidae. Gene Ontology annotation, molecular function: MAP kinase phosphatase activity; protein tyrosine/serine/threonine phosphatase activity. Gene Ontology annotation, biological process: negative regulation of MAPK cascade; protein dephosphorylation. The coding region runs from base 27 to 3515 and encodes 1162 amino acids. The record is from RefSeq and is a predicted model, not a curated record. The transcript has 6 exons.